Molecule: messenger RNA, 1960 nt
Organism: Gavialis gangeticus (Gharial)
Lineage: Eukaryota; Metazoa; Chordata; Crocodylia; Gavialidae
Gene: TMEM47
Product: transmembrane protein 47
Exons: 3
Coding region: 37-579 (180 amino acids)
Biological process (GO): cell-cell adhesion
Cellular component (GO): cell-cell junction
Source: RefSeq, a predicted model, not a curated record
GCAGCGGCAGCGCGCUUCUCCCGCCCGGGGCCCCCGAUGGCUUCGGCCGGCAGCGGCAUGGAGGAGGUGCGCGUGUCGGUGCUGACCCCGCUGAAGCUGGUGGGGCUGGUGUGCAUCUUCCUGGCGCUCUGCCUGGACCUGGGCGCCGUGCUGAGCCCGGCCUGGGUCACGGCCGACCACCAGUACUACCUGUCCCUCUGGGAGUCCUGCCGCAAGCUCAGCGACCUGGACUGGAUCUGCGAGUCCACCCUGCACAGCGACUGGCAGAUAGCUACUCUUGCUUUGCUUUUGGGUGGUGCUGCCAUCAUUCUCAUCGCAUUCCUGGUUGGAUUGAUUUCAAUCUGCAUAGGAUCUCGGAGGCGCUUCUACAGACCAGUGGCAGUCAUGCUAUUUGCAGCAGUUGUUCUUCAGGUGUGCAGCCUAGUCCUUUAUCCAAUCAAGUUCAUCGAGACAGUCAGCUUGAAAAUAUACCAUGAGUUCAACUGGGGCUAUGGCCUGGCUUGGGGUGCAACUAUAUUUUCAUUUGGGGGUGCCAUCCUUUAUUGCCUGAACCCUAAGAACUACGAAGACUACUACUAGAACUGUUUACUUUAACAAAACAGAAAGAGAAAAAAAGAAAGAAAAAAUAACAAAAAGGAUUACUCCAUCUUUUCUAACUCUCAGUUUUUUUAGAACACUUGUGGAGCGCCAGAUAGUAUGCUCUGUGGAUAAAGUAGCCUUUGCCUUUUGGCUGUGAACGCUGUAACCAGCUUUUACAUUCAAGAGAACAGAUAUAAAACAUCAGAUUAAAAACAGCUGAUCUUGCAUAGACAAAUGCUGCAAGCUGUUGAUACAUUAACUUCAUUUUUCUUGACAACAAGCAAAGGAUCUACGUGACAAAUCAUUAUGAGAAAAGUAGUUGGAAUGAAAAUGCCCAUAUCUGCCAUUGCCUGCGGGGAAGCAGCUGGCAUGAGCUCCAUUUAGAAGUUUUCUUAUAUAAUGGAGGAUUCAAAGGUUGUUUUGAGCAGGCAGUACCAUUUUAUACAAUGAGCUAGCCUCUGGUCACGUAUUUGAAAAAUCUCUUGGGGAAUCAGUUGCAAGUGGAUGUAUGUUAGAGACUGUGAGUGGAACUGGAUAGUGACUUUCCUAAUAUCUACAUUCAGAAGUCUCUGGAAAAAAGGAGAAGUUUCUGCUUUGGUGAUCCAUAUUUUCCCACCAUGGGUGGGAAAUCACUGAAGGAAGUCAGAACCUAAAAACACAUGUUUCUAAUUAUGUGGCUGGAAGUUGUCUCAGCUCUGAGCAUUGUGGAGGGAGGAAGGGAGGGGCUAAAUGAAGGUAAAAGAGGGCCUUGUUUCCUUGAGGCAUAUAAAAUGCAUGCAGAAGCUACAUUUGUUCUAAAUAUCAUUUUAAUUUCAGACAUCACAGUAAAAAAUGCAUAAUGAGUCCAAGUAAGUAUUUUUAUAGAAGGUAUUUGUUAGUAUAAAUAAAUAUACAAAAAACUUAUAGGUAAUGAAUCCUCACAUAGAGGGAGACACAUAUAUUACAUCUAAAAGUAAUAUUAGCUAUGGUGCAGCAGUUAAAGCACUAACUUUAUGCACAUUCUCCAGAGUAUUGGACUAGUAUCUCUAGUUUGGGUUGGUAUUACAAAAUAAAUAUAAUGUCAAAUGCUCUGUUCUCUCUGUAUGUCCUUAUAGAAGCUCAGUUUUGAUGGAAAAUGUGUAAAAGUUCAUAUAAAGUUAAGUUAGAACAGAAUGAAAUGAUUAGCUGAUGAUGUCAUAAUUUGGUAAUUAUUACAUUUUUAAUGCUGAUUUAAAACGAAGUUGUAAACAGAUUGCCAUUUUAAAAAAUCCGUUAAACUCAUGAGUGUCUUCAGUCGACAAAAAUGUAGUUGAGACCAAGUCAUGCACAAGAACUGUUAUCAGUAUGGUAUAUCAGCUGUAUAAGUUACAUUUGUUUUUCCCCUUUUGAGUUUAUAAUAAAA